This is a messenger RNA of Diprion similis, 3410 nucleotides long. RefSeq names its product PMS1 protein homolog 1-like. Gene Ontology annotation, cellular component: MutLalpha complex. Lineage: Eukaryota; Metazoa; Arthropoda; Insecta; Hymenoptera; Diprionidae. Bases 60 to 2579 code for a protein of 839 amino acids. The record is from RefSeq and is a predicted model, not a curated record. Gene Ontology annotation, molecular function: ATP binding; ATP-dependent DNA damage sensor activity; mismatched DNA binding. Gene Ontology annotation, biological process: mismatch repair. The transcript is spliced from 13 exons.
AUUGUCAGUCAUUGCAGAUUGCACGGUUUCAUUUUAGAAUUAUUUAUUUGAUACCUAAUAUGUCUAUCCGAGCUUUAAACUGUGCGACAGUAAAGUUGGUGACAAGUACGCAGAUUAUAACCUCCGUAUCGAGCGUCGUUAAGGAACUCGUCGAAAAUUCAUUGGACGCCGGUGCUAAGAAUAUCGAAAUUAAUCUGACUGACGACGGUUUGUCAUUAAUUGAAAUUCGAGAUGAUGGUUGCGGAAUUUCUGUCACCGAUGUGUUGAACAUGGCAAUGCCUCACUGCACAUCAAAGAUAUUAGAUUUUGCAGAUUUAGAUUCGUUGACAACGUAUGGGUUUCGCGGCGAAGCUCUCAACGCAAUAUGCAGGGUUGCAGCCGAAGUCAGAGUCACGACAAAAACGAUCCAAGAUGAAACUGCAAGGUCGUAUGUCUUGGACAACAAUGGGUGUAUUAUUAGCAGGGAAUUAUCUCCUCCCUUUGUCGGCACAACAGUACGAGUUAGAAAGUUGUUUGAUCAUAUUCCGGUGAGGAGGCAAAUAAUUUCGAAUGUGAAGAAGUCAAAGCAAGAUGUAAAACUUGUAGAAAACAUUCUCAAAGGCCUCAGCAUGGCUAAACCAAUUGUCAGAAUGACUUACAGAGUAAAUAAUCAUUUGGUAUUCUUAAAACCAUCAUGUGAUAAUAUAAAGGAGGCGCUUGGACACUUUCUCGGAGGUAAAGUGGUCGCGAAUUUGGAAUGGAUUACUCAUGAGGACUCUGAGGUAAAAUUACAAUUAAUGAUACCAAAAAAAGGGUUAGCAGACCUGCAACUUGUGUAUGAGUCUAAUCAGCAAUAUGUGAUAAUAAACGAUCGGCCUGUUAAAUACAAGCAAUUUGAAAAGAUUAUCAGUGAGAGUGUGGCAGAUCAUUUUGGUGACAAAGCUCCAGGAAGAAAGCGCCCAAUAUUUCUCAUUAGUAUCACAGUUGCACCCAAUGAAGUGGACGUUAAUUUAGAACCGAAUAAAACAUCUGUACUUCUUAAAAACCAGGAUAUUAUAUCGAAAAGGAUUGGUACAAUUUUAGCAAAUUUUUAUGAUAUACGUGAUGAGAAUACUAGACCUGAGUUCUCUGAGAUGAAUACAUCGAUAAAUGGAACCCCAGAGUAUCACGAUGUUACGCACAAUGUUAUUAGAGAGAUGGAAGUACCUGUCUGCAAGAAAUCCAAGUUGAACAACAAUAAACAAAGAGCUCGCGAUUUUAUUGUUGAUCUAAAUACUGAUUCUGAUAUGAAGCGGAAAGGAUCUGAUAAACUGUUCACAAACGACGGUGUGGGAGCUGAUGUGAAUUCCAGUGUUAUAACUGAUGAUAUUCAAGGUCAAAAAACCUCGCCCGCAGAUAGAGAUAGUAUUAACAGUUUAUUGAAAACUUUUCCUGAGCCUAUUCUGAGCGACUCCGACGAUGAAUCAAAUGUACAGAAGGAUUUCCACGUACUUAAACAACCGUUUCUAUUCAAAACUGGCCAUGCUGUAAGACCUAUUGCAACUGAAAAACAGAACUCGGAGUUUGGCCAGGAAAUUCCCAGGAAUUACCUGGAACCGAAUGCCACAACACCUCCUGAAAUUGAAAGUAAUAACAUGCAGAAGAAUAUUGAGUCAAUUACUUCUGACAACUACUGCGAAACAUUGAGCCAAUUACCAAUCGUCGAUCUUGGCGAGGAUUUUGAUAUUGCUGCAGUACUGGAAAAACCGAGGCUUUUGCUACAGCCAGAAAUGGUUUCGAGCCCGUCAAAAUCAUCCAAAGACAACAAUCAGGCCAACAACAGUUCAGGAAAUUCCGAUUCUUCGUUGAAACUUUGGAGUAGGGGACAAAUACCAGGACUAAGGAGCCCCACUCACGUCUCUGUCUAUGAAGAUCCAAAGAAUACUGCCAAAGCCAAUAGUAAUGGAAAUCAAACUACAGAGCAACCGAUUUCUCAAACUAUAUAUCACAUUGGAUUCUCCAAGUUUUCUUAUGAAAUUAGAGCUCAAGUGCUUGAAGAAAAUCCAGGUGCGACGUUGCCGAUGAUUGGAAAGAUUUUGGCUACUCGAUGGAAAGAGCUCUCGUCCGAGGAACGUGGAUAUUACAGAGGUUUGGCAUUGGAGGAAAAGAAGAAUUCAGAGGCAGAGAAGAAAAAAUUGAAAAACAAUAAGCUGACCCAACAAGAGGCAGACAAGAAUAAAGCAAGACUUGUGCAAAUGCUUGAAUCAAUGAAGAAAAAAAGCAACAAAAAAGGCUCGCUGAGCGAAAGAACCACAGCUGUACAGGAGAUGAAUAUUCAAAAUAUCGCUAAAAGCUUCUACACGAAACCAACGAUGAAUACCUUGGAUCAGACAACACUUAUUGGUCCAAUUACCGACGAGAUUUGGGCUGUAAGAUCUGGUGUAAAGAUUUGUGUUUUAAACAGUGCAGAAAUAAUGAAAGAUUUAGAUCCCAAAGAAUAUGAGGAAUCAGAGAAGAAUACUGAAAGAACUGCAUCAAUUUUGCAGUCGUGGUUGAGAGAAAAGAAAACUAUUAUGCCAAACUUGCAUCCAAUCUAUAAUAUCGGAACAUCCACAGUUUGAAUUUUGAAAAGAAAGUCAUUAAUUGCCACACAAUUCUAUUUAUUUAGCGAUGAAAGGAAGAAAUUUUCCGUUUUUUUUUUUAUUGAGUUCAUUACACUUAUGUUUUGUUCAAUUGAAUUGAUCGCCUGAAAUUACUAUUUCAGACACGAUAAUACAAUUCUUGAAUUUUACACUGUCACGCAACUUAUUUAUCCUUAGUUCUGAUACGAUCAUAGAAAAGCUCCUAUCAUCGCAUCAUUGUAAGCGAUGCACGAGCAGCUACAUAUACUGUUCGAUAAUCGCUGUAUAGACUGAAUCAUAAUUAUCAGACCUCUACGUGAAAAAUAGUUUUAGAACUGAAAAAAUUACCGCAGCAUUAUCAAAAUAUACAUACAUAUACGUAUGUCCUAACAGAAACUUGCUGGUUCAUCUCUUCAUUUACUUAAUUUUAGAAAUAAUACUGUAGCGACAGGUUCAGCACGUUUGCAAUGAGUAACUGGUUAACGUUAACAUGCAUAGAAAAUCUGAGAAACGUCUAGUAUUUUUUAUGCAGCGGACUUGCAAUAGCUUUGUCAUAUUUCGUUCAUAAAUUUACAAUGGCUUUCAUUUUUCCUUUCUCUCUCCGUUUCGUCACUUGCACAAGGUGCCUUCUGAAUAACUAAUGACCAAGUUUAACCGGAAGCAAUUACAACCUUGAUAGCCGUUUGAUAAAUUGGUUUUCUUCGCAAAAACGUGGAUCGUUGGUGUACAGUGACCGUCAAGAAUGCAGCUGAAACCCUAAUUUGAGUCUGGGAGGCAAAUAUGAGAAGAGAUUAUGUCCUAAAUUACAGCCAUUCCAUAGCCUUUCUCCAC